Fusarium odoratissimum NRRL 54006 is the source of this 1068-nucleotide messenger RNA. RefSeq lists its product as uncharacterized. Gene Ontology annotation, cellular component: cytoplasm. The record is from RefSeq and is a predicted model, not a curated record. NCBI's taxonomy places the organism in Eukaryota, Fungi, Ascomycota, Sordariomycetes, Hypocreales, Nectriaceae. Gene Ontology annotation, biological process: butanediol biosynthetic process. Gene Ontology annotation, molecular function: zinc ion binding; (R,R)-butanediol dehydrogenase activity. The transcript has 6 exons. The coding region runs from base 1 to 1068 and encodes 355 amino acids.
AUGGCAGAUACCAUGCAGGCAGUUGUGUUCCACGGCAAGGGCGACAUCAGAAUCGAAGAAGUCAAUGUCCCAAAGCCUGGUGCCAAAGAACUGAAACCGGCUUUUGUUGGAAUUUGCGGGACAGAUAUAGAUCUUCACGAAUAUCUUGAGGGUGCUUUCCUGAUCCCGACAACACCUCAUCCUGUGACUGGCAAAAGUGCCCCGGUCAUCAUUGGCCAUGAGUAUAGUGGCGUUGUUUCGGACGUCGGUGAUGAGGUUGAUGAUCUCAAGCCAGGCGACAGGGUAGUUGUCCAACCGAUCAUUUUUGACGGAACAUGCAGUUCUUGUCAGAGAGGUCUGAUCAAUUGCUGCUCCAACUCUGGAUUCAUCGGCCUGAGUGGAAUCGGAGGGGGGUUGGCCACGUACACGACUGUCCCACGAUAUGCGGUCUUCAAGAUUCCUGAUAACAUACCCCUGCAGGUUGCCGCCCUGGUGGAACCCUUGGCUGUGGCCUGGAACGCUGUACAGCAGAGCAACUUCCAGCCUGGUGACACAGCUCUCAUCCUCGGUGCUGGCCCUAUUGGCCUAGCCAUUCUCCAAGUUCUCAAGAGCAAAGGUGCAAGUCAGGUCAUUGUUACCGAGACCGCAGACAAACGACGAGAGUUUGCGACCAAUUUUGGGGCUACCACUGUUUUAGAUCCUACAAAGACGAAUGUGGGUGAAGAGUGCAAGAAUCUUUGCGCAGGAGAAGGCGUUCAAGUCGUUUUUGACUGUGCCGGCGUUCAGAGCACUCUGGAGACUGCACUCGCUGCAUCUAGACCCCGAUCUGUCAUUGUGAAUGUAGCCCUCUGGGCUACCGAGGUUACCAUCUCGCCUAACUAUUUUAUGUUGAAUGAGAGAACUUUCAAAGGCUCGGCAACAUAUACGGCAUCGGUAUUCCAGGAGGUUAUCGAUGCUCUUGCCCGCGGUGAUCUGAACCCGGAGCCAAUGAUUACUAGUUUGAUUGAGAUGGAUCAAAUUGAGGAAAAGGGCUUCAAAACGCUGAUUAACUACAAGGACACUCAAGUUAAGAUAUUGGUUCGCGUUUAG